AUGAAUCAUCCCCCCGGAAGCUGCGCUCCUGGGUUGUCUGCCACGCCUACCUUUGCCGGUGCCACUUUACUUUCGCUCAAGACCAGCGAUAACAAAUACCUUCUCUCAUCCGAUUACCAUCUAUCACUUCCGCGACAGAUCACCGCCAUCAUGCAGAUCUUCGUCAAGACCUUGACCGGCAAGACCAUCACUCUCGAGGUUGAGUCUUCCGACACUAUCGACAACGUCAAGUCCAAGAUUCAGGACAAGGAGGGCAUCCCCCCCGAUCAGCAACGUUUGAUUUUCGCCGGCAAACAGCUUGAGGACGGCCGCACCCUCUCUGAUUACAACAUUCAGAAGGAGUCUACUCUUCACCUUGUUCUCCGCCUCCGUGGUGGUAUGCAAAUUUUCGUCAAGACACUCACUGGCAAAACUAUCACUCUCGAGGUUGAGUCAUCCGAUACCAUCGACAAUGUCAAGUCAAAGAUCCAGGACAAGGAGGGCAUCCCUCCUGAUCAGCAGCGCCUGAUCUUUGCUGGCAAGCAACUUGAGGACGGCCGAACCCUCGCCGACUACAACAUUCAGAAGGAAUCUACCCUUCAUCUCGUCCUCCGCCUCCGUGGUGGUAUGCAAAUCUUCGUCAAGACCCUCACUGGAAAGACCAUUACUCUGGAAGUCGAGUCAUCCGAUACCAUUGAUAAUGUGAAGAGCAAGAUUCAAGACAAGGAGGGUAUUCCUCCCGAUCAACAGCGACUCAUCUUCGCUGGCAAGCAACUUGAGGACGGCCGAACUCUUUCCGACUACAACAUCCAGAAGGAAUCUACCCUCCACUUGGUUCUCCGUCUUCGUGGUGGUAUGCAGAUUUUCGUCAAGACUCUCACCGGAAAGACGAUCACCCUUGAGGUCGAGUCCAGUGACACUAUCGACAACGUGAAGAGCAAGAUUCAGGACAAGGAGGAUGGUCGCACCCUGAGCGACUACAACAUCCAGAAGGAGUCAACUCUCCACCUCGUUCUCCGACUUCGCGGCGGCCAGUAA
Messenger RNA from Fusarium redolens, 1017 nucleotides. Its product is annotated as ubiquitin-related domain-containing protein. Gene Ontology annotation, cellular component: cytoplasm; nucleus. NCBI's taxonomy places the organism in Eukaryota, Fungi, Ascomycota, Sordariomycetes, Hypocreales, Nectriaceae. Bases 1 to 1017 code for a protein of 338 amino acids. The transcript has 4 exons. The record is from RefSeq and is a predicted model, not a curated record. Gene Ontology annotation, molecular function: protein tag activity; ubiquitin protein ligase binding. Gene Ontology annotation, biological process: modification-dependent protein catabolic process; protein ubiquitination.